AGUUGUCUCUUAAUCGUCAGAAAUUACAUUUUCUCUAAUUUCUUCUUCAGCUCAAGAUUGGAAAAAUGUUGGUAACUGUGGAGCUCGAUUGGAGUGCGGUCCACAGUGUCAGCGGCUGUGUCUAAUGCAGCACAAUUACUACCGGUCUUUACACAAUUCCCCUCCGCUCAAGUGUGAUCCACAGUUGGCUGAGUCUGCGCAGUCAUGGGCAGAUUUUAUCGCUGGCCAAGAAACAGUUCAGCGGUCUAAGUCAACAGAUGAUUACGCUGAAAGCAUUUCAUGGAAGGGCUGGGGCUGGAAAGGAAUGGAAACUAAACUAGGAGCGAUUCCUGGUGCAGUACGAAGCUGGUACAGUGAGCUUAAACGUGGCUAUGAUUACAAUACAGGUAAAGGAAACGUGACUCAUUUCAAAUCUGUGGUUGACGCUCGUGAAGCUCGCCUUGGCUGUGGUAUCAAAAUCACACCAGGAGAUGGAACAUAUGUCGUAGCUCAUUAUUCCUUAGGUCCUGGGGAGAAAUUCAAGCUUAAUGACUUCACUCCAUCGAAAGACGUGCAAAUAAGGAAGCAGCCCGAUCCUCAGUGCCACUUAAAGUCAUUUGAAAGGGAGCAAUGUGGAGAACUAAAAAGCCCAUUUAUAACCCCUGACAAGUAUAAACUAAAUCAGUGUCUUCUUGCAAAGGCUAAACAAACGAAAGUAGUUAUCUGA
This is a messenger RNA of Orbicella faveolata, 706 nucleotides long. RefSeq lists its product as uncharacterized. The record is from RefSeq and is a predicted model, not a curated record. NCBI's taxonomy places the organism in Eukaryota, Metazoa, Cnidaria, Anthozoa, Scleractinia, Merulinidae.